Dromaius novaehollandiae (emu) is the source of this 5318-nucleotide messenger RNA. It is a transcript of the gene LRP12, whose product is annotated as LDL receptor related protein 12. NCBI's taxonomy places the organism in Eukaryota, Metazoa, Chordata, Aves, Casuariiformes, Dromaiidae. The transcript has 7 exons. The coding region runs from base 364 to 2937 and encodes 857 amino acids. The record is from RefSeq and is a predicted model, not a curated record. Gene Ontology annotation, molecular function: protein binding.
CCUCCCCUCCCCCGCCGUUCAGCGGCUGUUUCUCCGCCCGGGCCGGCGGCGCCGGUAGCGACUCCAUGCGCUCGGGCCGCUAGUGCGCAGCCGCGGCGGGGCGCAGCCGGGGAGGAGGAGGAGGAAGCGGCGCGGCGCGGCGCGGGGGGAGGAAGGAAGGAAAGAGGCCGAGGCCGGCGGCGGCUCAUGGCUCCCCGAGCGGGCGGGUGAGGCGCGCGCGUGCGGGCCCUAGCGCUCCCCGAGGCGGCAGCUCCGGCGGGCGAGGGGCCGAGGCGCGGCCGGCCCUCCGGCGGCGGCGGCUCCGUGUCCGGGGCUCGGCGGCGGCAGGUCCGGCUCCUCGUCGCCUCCCUCCGGGCUGGUGUUAUGGCCCCUUGGGGGAGCGCAGAAGGCUCCCCGGCUUGGAGGUCCGCGCAGCUCCUGCUCCUCGUCGUCUCCUGCUGCGGAAAUGGUGCUCUUGCAGAACAUUCUGAAAAUGUGCAUAUUUCAGGAGUGUCAACGGCUUGUGGAGAUAUUCCAGAACAAAUUAGAUCACCGAGCGGGACAAUCACAAGUCCAGGGUGGCCCUCUGAAUAUCCUGCACGAAUCAACUGUAGCUGGUACAUCCAUGCAAACCCAGGGGAGAUCAUAACUAUAAGCUUUCAAGAUUUUGAUGUUCAAGGAUCACGGAGAUGCAGCUCAGAUUGGUUGACAAUUGGAAGCUACAAGAAUGUUGAAGGCUACAGAGCAUGUGGCUCCUCUAUUCCUUCACCAUACAUCUCUUCACAGGAUCAUGUUUGGAUCAGAUUUCACUCAGAUGAUAGCAUCUCUAGAAAAGGCUUCAGAUUAGCCUACUUUGCUGGGAAAUCUGAUGAACCGAAUUGUGACUGUGACCAGUUUCACUGCGCUAAUGGGAAGUGUAUUCCAGAAACUUGGAAAUGUAAUAAUAUGGAUGAAUGUGGAGACAACUCGGAUGAAGAAAUCUGUGCCAAAGCUAAUCCUCCAACAGCUUCUUCCUUUCAACCUUGUGCUUACAACCAGUUCCAAUGUCUUUCUCGCUUCACCAAGCUUUACACUUGCCUUCCAGAAUCUUUAAAAUGUGAUGGUAACAUUGAUUGUCUUGACUUGGGAGACGAAAUAGACUGUGAUGUGCCAACAUGUGGGCAGUGGUUAAAAUACUUUUAUGGUACUUUCAGUUCUCCCAACUAUCCUGACUUUUAUCCACCUGGAAGCAACUGCACCUGGUUAAUAGACACUGGUGAUCAUCGCAAAGUAAUUUUGCGAUUUACUGAUUUUAAACUUGAUGGUACUGGUUAUGGAGACUAUGUCAAAAUAUAUGAUGGGUUAGAGGAGAAUCCACGGAGGCUUUUGCGUGUGCUAACAGCAUUUGACUCUCAUGCUCCCCUUACAGUUGUUUCAUCCUCAGGACAGAUAAGAGUGCAUUUCUGUGCUGACAAAGUGAAUGCUGCAAGAGGCUUCAAUGCCACCUAUCAAGUAGAUGGCUUUUGUUUGCCCUGGGAAAUUCCAUGUGGUGGAAAUUGGGGUUGCUACACAGAGCAGCAACGCUGCGAUGGCUACUGGCACUGUCCAAAUGGAAGGGAUGAAGCCAAUUGCACUAUGUGCCAAAGAGAUGAGUUUCCCUGUUCUCGAAACGGUGUUUGCUACCCUCGAUCAGAUCGCUGCAACUACCAGAAUCAUUGCCCUAAUGGUUCAGAUGAAAAAAAUUGCUUCUUCUGCCAGCCAGGAAAUUUUCACUGUAAAAAUAACCGCUGUGUGUUUGAAAGCUGGGUUUGUGAUUCUCAAGAUGACUGUGGUGAUGGCAGCGAUGAAGAGAAUUGCCCGGUCAUUGUGCCCACUAGAGUAAUAACUGCAGCUGUCAUUGGCAGUCUUAUUUGUGGAUUGCUGCUUGUCAUUGCACUGGGAUGUACUUGCAAAUUGUACUCACUCAGGAUGUUUGAGCGAAGAUCAUUUGAAACUCAUUUGUCAAGGGUUGAGGCUGAACUGUUAAGAAGAGAAGCUCCUCCAUCUUAUGGACAGUUAAUUGCCCAGGGUUUAAUUCCACCAGUUGAAGAUUUUCCUGUUUGUUCACCAAACCAGGCUUCAGUUCUGGAAAACCUGAGACUAGCAGUGCGAUCUCAGCUUGGAUUUACCUCAAUCAGACUUCCUAUUGCUGGCAGAUCUGGUAACAUUUGGAAUCGCCUUUUUAACUUUGCAAGGUCACGUCAUUCUGGAUCGUUGGCAUUGGUCUCAGCAGAUGGAGAUGAUGUUGCCAGCCAAAGUACUAAUAGAGACGCUGAAAGAAAUAAUACUCACAGAAGCCUAUUUUCAGUUGAAUCUGAUGAUACAGACACAGAAAAUGAAAGAAGAGACACAGCAGGAGCAGUUGGUGGUGUUGCUGCCACUUUGCCUCAAAAAGUCCCACCUGCAACAGCAAUAGAAGCAACAGUAGGAGCGUGUGGGAGUUCCUCCACUCAGAGCGCCAGUAGCGGUAACACAGAUAAUGGAAGAGAAAUGACAAGUGUAGAGCCCCCAAGUGCAAGUCCAGCACGUCACCAGCUCACUAGCGCACUAAGUCGUAUGACUCAAGGCUUACGAUGGGUACGCUUUACUUUAGGGAGAUCAAGCUCAGUGAAUCAGAACCAAAGUCCUUUGAGACAGCUUGAUAAUGGGGUAAGUGGAAGAGAAGAGGAUGAUGAUGUUGAAAUGUUAAUUCCAGUCUCUGAUGUAGCAUCAGACUUUGACAUGAAUGACUGUUCAAGACCUCUACUUGAUCUCAGCUCAGAUCAAGGACCAGGGCUUAGACAGCCUUACAGUGCAACACAUCAUGGUGUAAGGUCAUGCAGUCGAGAUGGCCCAUGUGAGCGCUGUGGCAUCGUACACACUGCCCAGAUACCCGACACUUGCUUAGAAGCAACAAUGAAAAAUGAAACUAGUGACGAUGAGGCAUUAUUACUCUGUUAGGUACAGAUUGUUUAGGAAAGAUUGUGUACAAGUUGGAGCAAUAUCUGUCAUUGUUUUGUACUUCACAGUUAAAACUAGUUUUUAGUUUUAAAAAAAAAUCCAGGACAACGUUAUGUUAAAAUUAUUUUAGCCUGUGUGGUUGUUUAAACAUUUCUUAUACUGGAUGACCUUAUGGAACUAAUAGAGUGAAUGUUUUAAUGGCUCUGAAUACCAAUGUGUGUGUAUCCAGUAUAAACUGAUUAUUCUUUAAACUGAAGUUUAUCUCAGUUAGUUUCAAAUUUAGUUUAUCCUGGUACUGUAGUUCAAAACAGAAACAUGGCUGCUUAAGACUUAUUUGGCUGCCUGUUUAACCCCAUAGUAACAGGUGAAUUUGUACAGAAUUAUUUUCCUUUAGGAAUUUACUCUGUUGUAUUAUUGCCAACAUACUUGUAACUUAAUAUACUAAAUGCUGGUAAGAAUUGUUAAUGUAAAAUAUGUAUUUUUUCUUUGAGUUUAUACAACAUUUUGUCUAAAUAUUCUUGAAUUUCAUCAUAAUGUGAACUUAUUUAAAGGGAGGAGAAAUUUUCUCCAGGAGCAUUCUUUUUCUUUCAGAAGUACAAGAUGCAAUGAUGUGUGAAAUUUAGGUAUAAUUAGAUAAACUGAUGGCAAAAGCUUUUAUAGCACUGACUUUAUUAAACUGCAAUCUAAUAUGGUACAGCCAAAUAGUAUGUAAAAUCCCCAGUCAUUAGUCUCUUCAAUUUGAAGUAAAAAAGGGCCGAAGAUAUUGUAAUAUGUGUUAGUUCUGUAAAUAUCCGAUAUGUACAAAUACACUACAGAAUAAGUUCCAACUGGUAAAAGAUCUUUCCCUAAAACUCUAGGGUAUAAAGCUUGUUUGGACUCAAGGGAUUUGCACUAAAAUCAUAUUAAGGUCUCUAAUGAGCUUAGUGCACAAGCACUAUCACUUUAAGUACUAUUAUUGUCUAAUAUUGCAAUGGCUAUAUAUUUCCAUGGCUCUUUACUUGGGGUGUUGCAUUUUUGUUGCAAUUGAAUUUGCUUUACUAAUUCCCUAUUUAUUCGUUGUAUUUAAAACUGGUUUACUUGGUUACAGACUGGUUGUUUAAAAAAAAAAAAGAAAUCCCUUUCAGUGUUUUGGUUUUUGUUUUGGGGUUUUUUGGUAAUAUUACUUGUGGGAGCAAAACAGAUCAGUGGAAAGAGCUCAUAAUCUCCAGUUUUGUGAUAAGCAGGUUACUAUGUGGCUACUAGCGUGUCAGCAAGAACCUACACCUUUUUAAAACAAAAAUGUCAACUACUGUUUUAUUUAUUCUUUGCCAGUCUGUUUUUAGUAGGCUUAAAGAUCCAGUAUGAAAUGUAUUUGUGUGUGAUUGUAUGCUAUUUAUUAAAUUUUAAAUACUUUGUUGAAUGUCAUUUUAAAGCAUGUUUAAAGUCUUGUGCAUUUCUGUCGUGUUAUGCUGUCGGGCAGAACUGACUAAAAUGUUUUAAUAUGUAUCAAAAUUAAAUUGAAUUUUGUUAUGUUUUUGAGGUACUUUUAAAGAUAAAUCCAAGGUCUGUCUGGCUUUUUAUUUUACUUUUUUUAAAAAUCCUCAUCUCUGAAGUACAAAUCACAUGCAGAAGAAGCAAAUAACGGAAUAGAUUCCAAAUUGUAUAUAUCCUUUCCCUUCUCUUCAUUCACAGACACUGGGAUGAAAAAGUGAAAACAGUUUUACCAUCUGGUUGAUCUUAUUCAUAAGAUUUAGUAGAUAAAUUCUGAGGUCAGGACAUGGUUAUAUAGAUUUGUGCUUUUGAGGAACUUAUGUGCAAUACAAUUGUAAAAGACUUCAUUAUAAUGGCCCAUGCAGUUUCAACGUUAAGAACAGAUCACAUCGCACUGGUACCAGAUCAGGUACAGUUUGGCCCAUAACACAUACCAGAGUAAAAGUCAUUAAUUGCCAUUUUUAUUCACAUUGAAUAAUAUCUAAUUCUGUGGGUAAUCUCUAGUCUGAUUUCAGUGGCGUUGUUUGUAGAGCAGGUAAAUCUGCGAUAUGAACAUGGUAACACACCCUGAAAUAUAUUGGAGUAUGUCUUGAUAUAAAAUACUGGGUUUUUAAACCUUCCUAACUUAUUGCUGUUAGAAAGUGGUUUUGAAAUUUUUUGUCACUGAGGCAGAUACAUUUUGAAGAAAGCAUCUUCACAGAAUAUCUUAGGUUAUAUACACACAUACAAAUGAUUUAAACUUUUUCCAUUAGAUGCCCAAAAUAGCAUGUACCUGUGGACUCCGUAUUGCAGAUGUAAAAAGGAAUACAAUGUUUAAUUUGUUUUAAAGGAACAUUGCUACACAUGAAACUGGGAAGUUGGAUUUGAUUGAGAAUUUGGAAAACUGUAAAUAAAAUUCAUAUUUGUAUGAG